GCCGGCGCUCUCGCUCCGUGUCAAGCAGCUCAACUGGGUCGAGCCGUCGAGGAGCUCCACGUCGCCUCCGAUAACCGUUCUGUCUCUUCCGACGCCGCCUUAUAUUUAGCGUCCAGCCGAACGGAGACGAAGAACUCGUAAGAACAAGGUCGCACGCCAUGUAUGUUGCGCCGUGCCUUGGACCCUUGGCCAAGGCAGGACUCCGAGUUAUCCAUAAUACGUACAGUUUCCUAACCCAUGACUCUGAAUCUCUGAUCCCGUAUACAAAUAGUACGAGACGAUGCAGCCGAGCGCCCCCUCGUCUCCAACGUGUAACUCAAGCCACAGCUAGCUCCGCCGCCUGAAACCGAUCGACGGAGCACCGGAGCUCCACACCGAGGCGCGCCGAUGACGUUAGCGGGCAUCCUCGAGGACAUUGAAACCGUGGGCGACACCAUCCUCCUCGUUUCCGCGGGCGCCUGCGGCUUCCAGUUCGUCAAGGGCGUCGUGAGCCGCUCCUCCAAGGGCGCGCGCCUCGCCGGCGGCGUCCAGGCGGUCGUCACCAACAAACGCCGCGUCGGCCGCUGGACGGCCUGGUCGGGCGUCAUGACGGCCAUCGAGGUCGGCCUGGAACGCGCGCGCCAUGUCGAAGGCCCCUUGAACCUGAUGGUCGCGUGUGGCGCCACCAACACCCUCUUCUCCGCGCAUAUGGGAACGCGCGCCGCCGUCGUGUCGGGGCUCAAGGGCGCGGCCUACGGCGGGGUCGCGGGGGUCGCCCUCCACAGCAUCGUACGCCUCCUCGAUUCCGCGGUAGCUAAUUAAAACAUCGGAUCAACUUGGAUCAUGUGUUUGGUUGCUUCCCCGGCCCUGUUAAAUAGUUAAAAUUAGCUUUUCUACGUGAUGCAUUGUUAUGAACCCGGACUAUUCUUCCAUUACUACACCUCUCAAAUCCAGUAGUUCUUCCAGUACAACGGAUAAUCAGCAAGAGGGAGGGAGAUUUAGAGAAAUUCUGAGGUAGAAGAGAAGCAGGGGGUUGGGGAAAUAUCAGAGACGUCUCGAUACAUGGCUUCCAAAAGCGAAUACCAAAAAGGACAACGCCUCGCUAAAUAGGAGCAGAGCUGUCAGCUGGGCCCUUGCCAGUUUGCUCUCCAUGCUUGGACGAAGCCUCUUUUCUGCCUCCACGCACUUGGUCAAGUAGUUCACUCUGAACCGCUGAAUCGUGCAGCUCUCCUUCCCUCCCCUUUCGUCCGACGCACUUGCUCAGCUUCUACUGAUGAGCCCUGAUCCAAGAUCUUCAUCCCCUCUGUCGUCGUUGCUUGUCUGUCCAUGUAGGCUUUAGGUUUGUAACAUUCAUGUCCUCUGAAGAUAUUCUCCU
Messenger RNA from Lolium perenne, 1354 nucleotides. RefSeq lists its product as uncharacterized. Gene Ontology annotation, molecular function: transmembrane protein transporter activity. NCBI's taxonomy places the organism in Eukaryota, Viridiplantae, Streptophyta, Magnoliopsida, Poales, Poaceae. The record is from RefSeq and is a predicted model, not a curated record. Gene Ontology annotation, biological process: protein import into mitochondrial matrix. Gene Ontology annotation, cellular component: TIM23 mitochondrial import inner membrane translocase complex.